Prosopis cineraria is the source of this 2559-nucleotide messenger RNA. RefSeq names its product subtilisin-like protease Glyma18g48580. Bases 59 to 2413 code for a protein of 784 amino acids. Gene Ontology annotation, biological process: proteolysis. Gene Ontology annotation, molecular function: serine-type endopeptidase activity. The record is from RefSeq and is a predicted model, not a curated record. NCBI's taxonomy places the organism in Eukaryota, Viridiplantae, Streptophyta, Magnoliopsida, Fabales, Fabaceae. The transcript is spliced from 11 exons.
CACACAUACAGUCGCCAUUCUCGCUUGCUAGCUCAUUACUGCUUCUCACCAUUCAGCCAUGCUUCGCCUUCUUCUUCUUCUUUCAGCAUCCCUGCUCUGCAGCUUUUCACUGUUGCAGCAACCUGCCUUUGCCAUUAAAAAGUCGUACGUUGUAUACUUGGGAUCACAUUCUCAUGGUCCAAAACCUUCUUCUACUGAUAUGGAACUUGCGACAAAUUCCCAUCAUCGUUUGCUUGCCUCUGUAUUAGGAAGUCAUGAGAAGGCCAAAGAAGCUAUCUUUUGCUCUUAUAACCGGCACAUCAAUGGCUUUGCUGCAUUACUCGAAGACAAAGAAGCGGCUGAGAUCGAAAAAAAUGCAAAGGUGGUGUCAGUGUUCUUGAGCGAGUCGCAUAAGCUGCACACAACGAGGUCAUGGGAUUUUCUUGGACAAGAAACCGAUGAACGAGUCAGAUCUGACUCAGCCUGGUUCGAAGGAAGAUUUGGAGAAAACGUCAUCAUGGGCAGCAUUGAUACUGGAGUUUGGCCAGAAUCGAGAAGUUUUCAAGACGAUGGAUACAGCCCUGUUCCAUGGAAGUGGCGUGGGGGAUCAAAAUGUGAACUCUACAGUUUAUCUGGCUCCUCUCAUGUAACUCUCUGCAACAGGAAGCUAAUCGGAGCAAAAAGUUUUUACAAAGGCUACGAGACGAAGCACGGAAACCUAAGUAGUUCGUCAACUCAAAUCAGUGCACGCGACUUCGACGGACACGGAACACACAUCAUCUCGACGGCCGGCGGCAACAUGGUACAGGACGUAGGUAUUCUGAACAACGGCAACGGCACGGCCAAGGGCGGAUCUCCGAGAGCUCGUCUCGCAGUUUACAAAGCUUGCUGGCCUCUGGAUAAUUCUGCAGAAUGCACUGACGUCGACUUGCUUUCUGCUUUUGAUCAAGCCAUUGAUGACGGCGUCGACUUGCUCUCUGUUUCCGUCGGCCGGAUCGCCGGCCGGAACGAUACGCACAUGUUGACCAAUGGGAUCUCCAUUGGGUCCUUCCAUGCAGUCUCAAGAGGCAUACUUGUUGUUGCCUCUGCUGGUAACGACGGACCUGAACUUGAGACCGUGACGAAUGUGGCGCCUUGGAUCUUCACUGUUGCUUCUGGCUCCAUUGAUAGGGACUUCACGAAUAAUGUUACGCUGGGUAACGGCCAACACAUACAAGGGACCAGUCUUGCCACAAACUCAACAUCUCAAGAGUUAAUUCCUGUGGUCAUUGCUGGAAAUGCCAAGCUUCCAUUUGCGACAUUUGAAGAUGCUCAACUGUGUAAAAGUGGAACACUUGAUCCUAACAAAGUAAAGGGUCGCAUAUUGGUGUGCCAAAGAGGAAGGAGCCUGAGGCCUGUGGACAAAGGCCAAGAAGCAAAACGUGUAGGAGCAUCGAAAAUGAUUCUGCAGAAUGAUAAAAAGUUUAACACAGCUACAGCCGAUGCUCAAGUUUUAGAUACUUCCAUUGUUCCUAGUAGUGACCCUGAGGAUGAGAAUGAAAAUAGCUCCGAUGAGUAUAUCUACAAAAACAAGAACCCACUUGCAUUCUUGGAUAAUGCAAAAACUAUUAUCCCAGUAAAGCCAGCUCCAAAAGUUUCUUUAUUCUCAUCCAGGGGACCCAACUUGAUUCUGCCCUCAAUUCUCAAGCCUGACGUGGCAGCUCCUGGUCAAAAUAUAAUUGCGGCUUAUUCAUCAGAACGUGGAUUUGACUAUAAUAUUCUGUCAGGAACUUCAAUGGCAUGCCCACAUGUUGCUGGCAUUGCUGGUCUCCUCAAAAAUCGCCAUCCUAAUUGGACUCCUGCUGCUAUCAAAUCAGCAAUCAUGACCACUGCAACCACUUGGGAUAACACCAACGGACCAAUUCUGGACGAAAGCGAUAAUCAAGUAGCUACUCCAUUACAUUAUGGUUCAGGAUAUGUUAAGCCUAAUCUUGCAAUAUACCCUGGACUUGUUUAUGAUCUGGAGGCUGCUGAUUACCUGAACCUGUUAUGUGCUUCUGAUUUCGAGGAAAGAAUAGUUGUGUCACUCAAUUAUAACAGGCCAUACAAGUGUCCAAAGUUUUACAGGCUGCAAGAUUUCAACUACCCUUCCAUCACUUUGCCUCUUCUGGGGGUGGAACCUGUGAGUGUUUCUCGCACAGUCACAAACGUUGGAGCUCCAAGCACGUAUUUUGUAAAUGUCAAAGAACCAAGAGGAGUUAGGGUUAUUGUUCAGCCUAAUACUUUGAGUUUUCAGAGGACGAAUGAGAAGAAGAGCUAUGAGAUAAUCUUGCAGGCAGAGGAAUAUUCAGCUCACAAGUUAGAAGCUGAUUAUUCAUUUGGAGAGUUGACGUGGACAGAUGGCAUGCACGAGGUCAGGAGUCCUAUUGUGAUUUUGAAAUUUAUGAGAAAUUAAUGAUUACUAUGCAGAUUUCUAUAUGUAUGUUACCAAAGUACACUGUGUGUUGUUGUGAUAUUGUGUGAGGCAGUGUUAGUGUUUGUGUUUGAACAUGUGAACGGACUGAUCUACUUUCUGGUCUUAUCAGUUUGUCUAUGAUAAGA